UCAAAGAAGAAGAAGAAGAACCAGAACCUCCACACAUCAAAGAAGAAGAAGAAGAAGAACCAGGACUUGGUCAGUUGAAGGAGGAGCAGGAGGAACCAGAAUCUUCACAGAUUGAGGAACACGAGGAACUCCGUACCAGCCAGAAGGGAGAACGAUUUAUUCUGAAGUUUGAAAGUGAAACCUUUCAGGUUCCUUCUGUUGAGGAUCAAAGUGACCUGAGUGAAGCCGAAGUACCAGAAACCGAGCAGUUCCUCUCUCAGGACUCUGAAGUCCACCAUGUGAAAAGACACAUUGACUCAGAAUCAACAGGAAAUGCAAAGCUGAAAAAACUCAACAUGUUUCAUAGAAUCGGUGUGAACAACUUUCGUGUUUCAGAGAAGCAGGAUGAAUGUGAAAAAGUUCUUUGUGAAGAAAUGUAUGAGAAAACUGACCAUAAAAAACAUCAAUUAUGUCAGAAGGUCAGAAUAGUCACUGAUGAGAAGAUAUUUUGUGAAGCAUGUGGCAAAAGUUUCAGUCGAAAGAGUCAUUUGAAGGUUCACAUGAGAAUUCACACUGGUGAGAAGCCUCAUUCUUGUGAAACAUGUGGCAAAAGUUUCAGUCAACAAUAUAGCUUGAAGGUUCACAUGAGAAUUCACACUGGUGAGAAGCCUCAUUCUUGUGAAAUAUGUGGCAAAAGUUUCAUUCGUCACAGUUCUUGUUUGAUCCACAAGAGAACUCACACAGGUGAGAAGCCUCAUUCUUGUGAAGCAUGUGGCAAAAGUUUCAGUGGACAGCGUGAUCUGUUGCGACACAUGAAAACUCACACAGGUGAGAAGCCACAUUCUUGUGAAACAUGUGGCAAAAGUUUCAGUCUACAGAGUCAUUUGAAGGUUCACAUGAAAACUCACACAGGUGAGAAGCCACAUUCUUGUGAAUCAUGUGGCAAAUGUUUCAGUCUACGGAGUAAUUUGAAGGUUCACAUGAGAAUUCACACUGGUGAGAAACAUUAUUCUUGUGAAAUAUGUGGCAACAGUUUCAGGCACCGGAGUCAUUUGUUGGACCACAACAGAACUCACACAGGUGAGAAGCCUCAUUCUUGUGAAACAUGUGGCAAAAGUUUCAGUCGGCAGAGUUCUUUGAAGGUUCACAUGAGAACUCACACAGGUGAGAAGCCUCAUUCUUGUGAAAUAUGUGGCAAAGGUUUGAGUGAACGGAGGCAAUUGUUGUUCCACAUGAGAACUCACACAGGUGAGAAGCCUCAUUCCUGUGAAACAUGUGGCAAAAGUUUCAGUCAGCGGAGGCAAUUGUUGGUCCACAUGAGAACUCACACAGGUGAGAAGCCUCAUUUUUGUGAAGCGUGGCAAAAGUUUCAGUCAAAAGAGUAAGAUGAUGAUCCACAUGAGAAGUCACACAGGUGAGAAGCCUUAUUCUUGCGAAACAUGUAACAGUUUCACUUCACACAGUUCUUAUUUGAUCCACAAGAGAACACACACGGGUGAG
Messenger RNA from Salarias fasciatus (jewelled blenny), 1479 nucleotides. Its product is annotated as zinc finger protein 239-like. Gene Ontology annotation, biological process: regulation of transcription by RNA polymerase II. Lineage: Eukaryota; Metazoa; Chordata; Actinopteri; Blenniiformes; Blenniidae. Gene Ontology annotation, cellular component: nucleus. Gene Ontology annotation, molecular function: DNA-binding transcription factor activity, RNA polymerase II-specific. Bases 336 to 1364 code for a protein of 342 amino acids. The transcript has a single exon. The record is from RefSeq and is a predicted model, not a curated record.